UUUAACAUAUCUCCGUUAUAUUAACAACACCCCGCAAAACGUAAAUAAAGUUUAAUCGCUAAUAAGUGUAGCAGAAAAAAUCGUAUCGAAACACUAAUAUUCUGUCAGGAAAGAUACUUCGAGUAACAUGCCCAGUGUAACAAUUUACGUGAAGGCAAACGCCAAAGAUGGUAAAGGUAUUGGAGACUGUCCAUUUAGUCAUCGUAUAUUAAUGAUAAUGAAAUUAAAAGCAAUUGCUGGUGAAUAUGUGCCAGUGCAUAUGACUCCUGUUUCACCAAUAUUCAAAGAUUUCUGUCUGAAUGCUGGCAUUCCUGUUAAAGUUCCAGUUUUUAAACAUGAUGAAUAUGUUGUUUAUAAUGUAAAUGAUAUAACCUACUAUAUUGAUAAAGAAUGGCCAGAACCUAAUUUGAAAUCUACAAAUGCUUUGGCUAACACUGUUGCUGAUCAUCUGUUUACAAGAUUUGCAGGAUAUAUACGUAACAAAGAUCCAAACUUAGAUGAAAAAUUGCAGGCUUCUUUAUUAGAAGAAUUAAAAAAAAUCAACAAUUUCUUGGGCUCUUCUAACUCUCCUGGCAAAUACUUAGAUGGUGACACAUUAAAACAUCCUGAUUGCGAUAUCUUGCCUAAAUUACAAAUUGUGAAAGUUGCCUUGAAAAAGUAUAAAAAUUUUGAUAUUCCCGAAGAUUUAGUUGAUCUACACAAAUACAUGAAAGAUGCUGCUGAAGAACCCGCGUUUAAAUCCACGUGCCCAACUGACGAAGCAAUUAUAGAAGGAUGGAAAAAACAUUUUUCUUAAUUGCAUUUUUAUUCAUAAAAAUGUCAGAAAUGCUGUUUUGGAUGUUAGUUUAGUUUGGGAUGGAAUAUGUUCUAAUCUAAUAUCUUAAGAAUGAGUAUGUACUAUAGUAUUAUUAUUUUCAUUAAGAAAUAUAUUUUAUAAUGCAGUAA
Molecule: messenger RNA, 945 nt
Organism: Hydra vulgaris (swiftwater hydra)
Lineage: Eukaryota; Metazoa; Cnidaria; Hydrozoa; Anthoathecata; Hydridae
Product: chloride intracellular channel protein 1
Biological process (GO): chloride transport
Cellular component (GO): membrane; cytoplasm
Molecular function (GO): chloride channel activity
Source: RefSeq, a predicted model, not a curated record